Molecule: messenger RNA, 1790 nt
Organism: Acipenser ruthenus (sterlet)
Lineage: Eukaryota; Metazoa; Chordata; Actinopteri; Acipenseriformes; Acipenseridae
Product: acid sphingomyelinase-like phosphodiesterase 3b
Exons: 8
Coding region: 257-1714 (485 amino acids)
Biological process (GO): sphingomyelin catabolic process
Molecular function (GO): sphingomyelin phosphodiesterase activity
Source: RefSeq, a predicted model, not a curated record
UAAAAAGAAGAAGCAAUCGGCACUCGGCAAUAGAUAACCAACUUCACAUCACUCCUAAAACCAGCGCUUCAAUAACAUCUGUCGCUGCCUAAGGACUAACGGGGUUCAAGAAAGUAAACACACGGGAGUAUGCCACACCUUCAUUUAUAACUCUCGUUGGGGAGAACAUUGGUCAGAGGUGCAUUUCCGUCUUCUCAGAACUCAGCUGUGGCCCCAGUGUGCAGUCUGGUGUAUAAUACUGCGUUUCAGGACCCCAAUGUCUCUCACAUCACCUAUUGCCCUGUGCCUUCUGCUCAGCAGCUGUGGAGCCCAGGCCUUGUCAGGCCACUUCUGGCACAUCACUGACCUUCACUGGGACCCGCAGUACAAGAUGUCCAGUGACCCCAAGUCUGUCUGCCCGUCCAGCGGCUCUCAGGCUGUUCACAAUGCCGGUCGCUGGGGUGAUUACCUGUGCGACUCCCCCUGGGAUCUGAUCAACUCCUCCAUCUACACCAUGAGACACAUCCUGCCCGACCCGGACUUCAUCCUGUGGACUGGUGAUGACACUCCACAUGUGCCUAACGAGCAGCUGGGAGAGGAGGCAGUGUUGCAGAUCAUUGCUAACCUCACUCACAUCCUGCAGGAGGUGUUUCCAGACACCAAAGUGUACUCUGCGAUGGGUAACCACGACUUUCAUCCCAAGAGCCAGCUACCCGCUGAAGAGAACUCUGGAUACCUCAGGACUGCAGAGCUGUGGGGUCGCUGGCUGGACAGCAGCUCCGUAGUCACAUUCAGAAAAGGUGCGUACUACACUGAGAGGCUGCUGAACAAGUCUGGCCAGCGCAUGAUUGUUCUGAACACAAACCUCUACUACAACCAGAACAAGCUGACCAUGGACCUCCCGGACCCCGCUGACCAGUUCAAGUGGCUGGAGCAGGAGCUGACCAGUGCAGCGGCAAGCAAGGAGAAGGUUUACAUCAUCGGACACGUUCCUCCUGGAUUCUUUGAGAAGAAGCGUCACACGUCCUGGUUCACUCAGCACUUCAACGAGCGCUACAUUGAGAUCAUCCGGAAGCACCACCCCGUCAUCGCAGGGCAGUUCUUCGGACAUCAGCACACAGACAGCUUCCACAUGUUCUACGACAGCUCUGGUGGGCCACACUCUUUUUACAGAACAAUUCCAUAUAUAUUUCUAAUGCAGGGAAAGCACUUCACGUUUGAUCUCUCUCUGUGUUUAGGGUCUCCGAUCAGCACAAUGUUCCUGGCGCCUGGAAUAACCCCCUGGAAAACUACACUCCCGGGAGUGGAGAACGGGGCCAACAACCCUGGCAUCCGAGUCUUCGAGUACGACCGCACCACCUUGCUCGUGAAGGACAUGGUGACCUACUACCUGAACCUGACUCACGCCAACCUGGUGGGUCCGCGCUGGGAAAAGGAGUACCGGCUCACCGAAUCCUUCCGCGUGCCCGACGCCUCGGCACGCUCCAUGCACGGGGUGCUGCGACAGAUCGAGACGGAUGACUGUGCCCUGCAGCGAUAUUACCGCUUCAACUCUGUGAACUACGACCUCUCGCGCUGCGACUCGGCCUGUCGCACAAAACACGUGUGUGCGAUCCGCGAGGUGGACUUCACCAGAUACGAGAGCUGCGUCGUCACAGAGGGCGUCGCUCUCCUCUCUCUAGCGCCGGUUUUACUGCUGCUGCCGGCCGCGCUGUCAUGGAAUCCGAUAAUGUAACUAAGGCUGUAUCUUAGUGCUGUCUGCUUUGUAACAGAGAUGUGAAGCUAAUCAUUUAUUAAACCUGUCCUUGAAU